AUGAUUGAUAAAAAUAAAACUUUAUCCCCAAAAAUAAUUAUUUUUUCUCUUUCUAUAUUAUGUUUUAUUGUUUCUUUUAAUGGAGAAUUUGCUUUUGAUGAUCAUCGAGCAGUAGUUAAUAAUAAAGUUGUUGUUAGUCCAUCAAAUUAUGGAUUAAAUAUUAAAGAAAUAUUAAAAAAUGAUUUUUGGGGUACACCUAUGGAAUCAAAAUUUUCACAUAAAUCUUAUCGUCCACUACCAACACUUAUAUUUAGAAUUGGAUACUUAAUUAAUGGAUUAGAUACAAAGAUUUAUCAUUUUCUUAAUAUUCUUAUACAUGGAUGUAAUUCAAUACUCCUGUAUGAAGUAUUAAAAUUAUGGAUACCAAAUAUUGAAGAAAAGAUAUAUUUUUAUACAUCAAUUAUCUUUGCAACUCAUCCAAUACAUUGUGAUGCUGUAGCUAGUAUUGUUGGAAUAACUGAACUUCUAAUGACAUUUUUUUUUCUUCUUGGUAUGAGGGAAAAUUUAUUAUAUAAAAAUAAAAUAACAAUAAAAUAUAUUCUUUAUGUAAUAUUAUCAUUAUUUUCAAAAGAACAAGGAAUUAUGUUAUUACCUUUAUCAAUAUUACAAAUAUUUAUUUAUUAUAAAAAAAUAACAAAAAAGUUAUGUCAACUUAUUUUUAUGACAUUUUUUUUAAUAUAUAUGAGAUUAUAUAUAAAUAAUUUUGAAGAACCAAAAUUUUCAUCACUAGAUAAUCCAAUAUCAUUUACAAAAUCUAUAUUUUCAAAAAUUUCUACACAAUUAUUUAUCUAUCUCAUGAAUAUUAAAUUAUUGAUAUGGCCAUGGUAUCUGUCAAUAGAUUAUUCAAUGGGAACAAUACCAUUAAUAGAAAAUCCUAAUGAUUUAAGAUUUUUAAUCACUUUUUUAAUAAUAUUAUGUCCAAUAUUUUUAUUAAAUAGAAUAUCAAAAAUUAUUAUUAAAAAAGAAGAAAGAUAUAUAUUAUUUAAUAGUAUAUCAUUAUAUAUUUUAACAUUUUUACCAUCUUCAAAUAUAUUUUUUACAGUUGGUUUUGUGAUAGCUGAAAGAACACUUUAUCUACCAUCAAUUGGUUUUUGUUUAUUAUUUACUUAUUAUAUAAAUAAAUAUGAAAAUAAUAUUAAAAAAUAUAUUAAUACAAAAAUUUUUUUAAAAAUAUUAAUAUUAAUAUUAUUAAUUAAAUCAGUACAACGAUCUUAUCAAUGGUUGAAUGAAGAAGAUUUAUAUAAAAGUAGCCUUCAAACAUGUCCUAGAAAUGCAAAAUUAUACUAUAAUUUGGGUAAAAUUUAUACAAAAAAAAAUAAAACUAAUGAAGCAAUAAAAAAAUAUGAAAUGGCAAUUAAAUUAUGGCCAGGAUAUUGUCAUGCAAUGAAUAAUUUGGCAAAUUUAUAUGAAACUAUUGGUAAAUAUGUUAUUGCAGAAAAAUUAUUAAAAAAAUGUACAAUUAUUGAUUCAACGUUUCCAGUUCCAUGGAUGAAUUUAGGUAUACUACAAAUGAAAAUGGGUAAAUAUAAUGAAAGUGAGUAUAAUUUAUUAAAAAGUACCUAUCUUCGACCAAAUUCUCCUGAUGGAUUUUUUAAUUUAGGAAAUCUAUAUUUAAAUAUGAAAUUAUAUCAAGAAGCAAAAAAGGCUUAUAUUAAUGCAACAAAUAUUGAUAAGAAACACCUUCAAUCAUGGGUAAAUUUAUUAAUUCUUGAGGAGGAACAUUUUAAUUGUCAUAAUAUUGAUAAUAUUAGUAAAAUAAUUUUACAACAAAAUAAUAAUAAGGGUAUCCUUCAUCAUCAAAUGGCUAAAUGUUUUUUUAAAAUUAAUAAUUAUAUCAAAGCAAAAUAUCAUUUUGAGAAAGCAGUUGAAUUAGAAAGAUAUAAUGAUAUGUAUAGAAAGAAUUUAAAAAUUUUUUACAAAUAUAUUAAUAUGGAAAAAAUUCAUUUGUAG
Strongyloides ratti is the source of this 1950-nucleotide messenger RNA. Its product is annotated as Tetratricopeptide TPR1 repeat and Tetratricopeptide-like helical domain and Tetratricopeptide repeat-containing domain and Tetratricopeptide TPR2 repeat and Domain of unknown function DUF1736 domain and Tetratricopeptide repeat-containing protein. Gene Ontology annotation, molecular function: protein binding; mannosyltransferase activity. Gene Ontology annotation, cellular component: endoplasmic reticulum. NCBI's taxonomy places the organism in Eukaryota, Metazoa, Nematoda, Chromadorea, Rhabditida, Strongyloididae. Bases 1 to 1950 code for a protein of 649 amino acids. The record is from RefSeq and is a predicted model, not a curated record. Gene Ontology annotation, biological process: endoplasmic reticulum unfolded protein response; protein O-linked glycosylation via mannose. The transcript has 3 exons.